Apaloderma vittatum (bar-tailed trogon) is the source of this 588-nucleotide messenger RNA. Its product is annotated as olfactory receptor 14J1-like. NCBI's taxonomy places the organism in Eukaryota, Metazoa, Chordata, Aves, Trogoniformes, Trogonidae. Gene Ontology annotation, cellular component: membrane. The transcript has a single exon. Gene Ontology annotation, biological process: G protein-coupled receptor signaling pathway. The record is from RefSeq and is a predicted model, not a curated record. Gene Ontology annotation, molecular function: olfactory receptor activity. The coding region runs from base 7 to 588 and encodes 193 amino acids.
ACUGUCAUGGCCUAUGACCGCUACGUGGCCAUCUGCCAACCCCUGCACUACAGGACCCUCCUGAGCACCAGAGCUUGUGCCCACAUGGCAGCAGCUGCCUGGGCCAGUGGGUUUCUCAAUGCUCUCCUGCACACGGCCAAUACAUUUUCACUGUCCCUCUGCCAGGGCAAUGCUGUGGGACAGUUCUUCUGUGAAAUCCCACACAUCCUCAAACUCUCCUGCUCAUACUCAGACUACCUCAGGGAAGUUGGACUUCUUGUGGUUCCUGCCUGUUUAGCAUUUGGCUGUUUUGUUUUCAUUUUAGUGUCUUAUGUUGCGAUCUUCCGGGCCGUGAUGAGGAUCCCCUUGGAGCAGGGACGGCACAAAGCCUUUUCAAUGUGCCUCCCUCACCUGACCGUGUUAUCCUUGUUGGUCAGCACUGACAUCUUUGCCUAUCUGAAGCCCCCUUCCAUCUCCUCCCCAUCCCUGGACCUGGUAGUGUCAGUUCUGUACUCAGUGGUUCCUCCAGGAGUGAACCCUCUAAUCUACAGCCUGAGGAACCAGGAGUUCAAGGAUGCCCUGAGGAAUAUGAUCACUGGAUUCCUUUGA